Phyllostomus discolor (pale spear-nosed bat) is the source of this 2443-nucleotide messenger RNA. It is a transcript of the gene DNAJC21, whose product is annotated as DnaJ heat shock protein family (Hsp40) member C21. Bases 166 to 1764 code for a protein of 532 amino acids. Gene Ontology annotation, cellular component: cytoplasm. NCBI's taxonomy places the organism in Eukaryota, Metazoa, Chordata, Mammalia, Chiroptera, Phyllostomidae. Gene Ontology annotation, molecular function: nucleic acid binding; zinc ion binding. The record is from RefSeq and is a predicted model, not a curated record. The transcript has 12 exons.
GCCGCCGCCCCGCGCCGCCGCCUUCGCCGCCGCCGCGCUCGCUGGCUGGUCCAGUGCGGGCGCCCGGCUCCUGCCGCAGGCGAGGACCAUCGGCGCCACCAGCACUUUGAGCCGGGCCUGGGUCCCAGCUCCGCUCCGGGCCCCGGCCCCCAGCCUGGCCGGGCAAUGAAGUGUCACUACGAGGUGCUGGGGGUGCGGCGCGAUGCCAGCGAGGAGGAGCUCAGGAAGGCCUAUCGGAAGCUGGCCCUGAAAUGGCACCCGGAUAAAAAUCUGGACAAUGCUGUGGAAGCAGCUGAACAAUUUAAAUUAAUCCAAGCAGCGUACGAUGUGUUGAGUGACCCCCAGGAACGAGCAUGGUACGAUAACCACAGGGAGGCCCUGCUCAGAGGUGGGCCUGAUGGCGAAUACCAAGACGAGAGCCUAGAUUUGCUUCACUAUUUCACCGUUACCUGUUACUCUGGAUAUGGGGAUGAUCCGAAGGGCUUUUACACGGUGUAUCGUAACGUUUUCGAGACGAUCGCAAAGGAAGAACUGGAGUCGGCGCUGGAAGAGGACGCGGAGGAUUUCCCGGCCUUCGGAGACUCUCAGAGCGACUACGACACGGUAGUCCACCCUUUCUACGCGUACUGGCAGAGCUUCUGCACGCAGAAGAGCUUUGCCUGGAAAGAGGAGUACGACACCCGGCAAGCCUCCAACCGCUGGGAGAAGCGCGCCAUGGAGAAGGAGAACAAAAAGACGCGCGACAAAGCCAGGAAGGAGCAGAACGAGCUCGUGCGGCAGCUGGUGGCCUUCGUGCGCAAACGAGACAAGAGGGUGCAGGCUCACCGGAAGCUGGUGGAGGAGCAGAACGCGGAGAAGGCGAGGAAGGCGGAGGAGAUGAGGCGGCGGCAGCAGCUGAAGCAAGCCAAGCUGGCGGAGCAGUACAAGGAGCAGAGCUGGAUGACGGUGGCCGACCUGGAGAAGGAGCUGCGGGCGAUGGAGGCGCAGUACGAGAAGGAGUUCGGAGACGGCUCCGAUGAGGACGAAGCGGAGGAGUGCGAGCUCAAAGACGGACAGGAUGGCAGAGACAGCGACGAGGCCGAGGACGCCGAGCUCUGUGAAGAGCUGUACUGCCCCGCCUGUGACAAGUCUUUCAAGACGGAAAAGGCCAUGCGGAAUCACGAGAAGUCCAAGAAGCACCGGGAGAUGGUUGCCUUGUUAAAACAACAGUUGGAGAAGGAGGAAGAGCAUUUUUCAGGACCUCAGAUGGAUGAAAACCUGUUGAAUGCCAAUUCUGAGGAAGAAAUGGAGGAUGCACCAAAGCAAAAGCUUUCUAAAAAACAGAAGAAAAAGAAACAGAAACCAGCACAGGAUUGCGAUGUUAAUUUCAAUGAAAAUGAAACUGGAAAAGGGCUAAAAGUUGAGCCAGAAGAUACCAGUUUAAAUCAAGAAAGUGCCAAAGAAUUAGAAGAUAGUCCGGUAGAAAACGUCAGUGUCACCGAGACUGUUGAACUGUGUGAUGACCCCCAAAACAAAGCAAAAAGUGUUCCUAAACCCAGAGGAAAGAAAGCCAAAGAUACGAAAAAACCUGUCAAAGUGCCUGCCGAACCACAGACAGCGAGCGACGUUCUUUUGAGCUGCACAACCUGCCAUUGUGAGUUCCCUUCCCGGAAUAAGCUCUUCGAGCACCUGAAGGCCACCGGUCACGCAAGAGCACCUUCGUCGGCACCUUUGAACGGGGUCACCAGUGGGCGGAGCAAGAAGGAGAAACGGAGAAACAGAUAGAGGCUCUGCCGGCCCUGUUCUUCCCACUUGUCUCUAGACUUGGAAACCAAAACUGAACUGACGUCAUCUAAGAGUUAAAAUUCCAGUGAUCUGCAGCUUAUUGCGUUGUAGAGAAUUAUUUUUAUCUUGUGAAAACAUUUUCUGUUUAAUAUAUAUAUUUUUAAACAUUUCAUUAGUGAUGGAAUUUUACUUCUGCCUCCGGAACCGACUUGAAUGUCUCAGAGCAGGUGCCUGUUGUGAAGUGCCCAUUCUCGACUCUGUCGUCUCGCGUGGACAGCAGUGUACAGGGAGAAUUAAAUUAUUUUGAACAUACAAAUGCCCCUUUAUUUUUUAUACUGUGGAUUUCCCAUGAAGUAUCUUUAUGUGAUUCGGUGCUUUUUUCAGUGACUCCAGAUCAUUUUAAAAUCGUCACAGGUUUUUUUCCCACCUGAUACCCUGACUCCAGUAACCCUCUGAGUAACCUGCUGUUGAUUACUGUGUCUUUUCCCCUCAAGGACAAUGAAAGGUAGACACGAAUUGAACAUAUGUGGUUGUGUUUCAAGAAUAAUGUCUCUCCAGGAUAUCAUUAUGUUCAUUUAAUUUGAAAGUUUCCUGGUAAUUAUCAACAAGAUGCAUCUUGGUUUUCCGCUUUGAUUGGAGUCGGGGAGGUGGAAGCAAAUCCGUUUGUCUGGCGCGUCCU